CCCUGAACGUAACAUCAGACCAAAUGAAAAAAAAAGCGAAUUUCCAAUUUCCUUGUUUUUCCUGAACCCAACACUAGCAGGAACAGCUAACUUACACGUCUCCAUGGUCACUUCCGCCGAUGUAAACAGACUUCAUUGUUUUUUGCUCUAUUUUAACAGUAGGAUGUAUUACGGGCCCAAGUGAUGAUGGAGGUAUUAAUAGCCGCGCCGUAUUCAGAACCAGAACCGCGCGGAAUUAGCUUAGUAACUAGCUAGCACAAUACCAAACUAAUUGGGUUUGUUUGAAUGAGUGUGCUGCUCUUACGAGUCAGCUAGCUAGCUAAAACCUGGAAGCCACGAAAGCUGACAUCGGGGUUAUCCAAGUAAAGACAUGGAGGUGAAUUGUAAUUCUUAAAACUUGGACGCAAGAACAAGAAGCAAAGAACAUGAAGAAGUCCAAAAGUGGCACCUCGUCACCAGUGAACGGAAAACAAUGUAAUAGCGGAGACAACAGACGGAAGAGGAAAAUGGGAGAAAUCGCACAGGCCCUCAGUGUCAGCCCAGUGGAUGUAGCCACUCUGAGGAGAAUGGCUAUUAGUGAAGGAGGGCUGCUCACCGAUGAAAUCCGCUGUCAGGUCUGGCCCUGGCUGCUCAACGUCCCCCCGCAAGUUCUCGACCAGGAGCCGGACAAGGUAGAGCGGGAAAACAAUAAAGACUACAACCAAGUGUUGCUGGAUGUCCAGCGCUCACUGCGAAGGUUUCCACCUGGGAUGCCAGAUGAGCAGAGAGAAGGGUUACAGGAAGAGCUCAUAGACAUCAUCCUCCGAGUUCUGAAACGCAAUCCCCAGCUGCACUAUUACCAAGGAUACCACGACAUUGUCGUCACCUUUUUGUUGGUCCUGGGGGAGCGCUUGGCAACCGCGUUAGUGGAGAAGCUCUCCACACAUCACCUCAGGGAUUUCAUGGAUCCCACGAUGGACAACACAAAGCACAUCCUAAACUAUCUGAUGCCCAUCAUUGAGCGGGUCAACCCGGAGGUGCACGACUUCAUGCAACAGGCUGAAGUGGGGACGGUCUUUGCUCUCAGCUGGCUGAUCACCUGGUUCGGUCAUGUGUUGUCAGACUUCCGCCAUGUUGUGCGGUUGUAUGAUUUCUUCUUGGCCUGCCAUCCGCUGAUGCCCAUCUACUUCGCCGCCGUGAUCGUGUUGUACAGAGAAGAGGAAGUGCUGGAGUGUGAAUGCGACAUGGCCAUGGUUCAUCACCUGCUGUCCCAGAUUCCUCAGGAUCUCCCGUAUGAGCUGCUCAUCAGCCGAGCAGGAGACCUCUUUGUCCAGUUUCCUCCUUCGGAACUGGCUCGAGAAGUCGCCGUGCAUGAAAGCAUGGCAUCCUCUACCUUUAAAGACUUUGAACUCGCAUCGACUCAGCAGCGACCGGACUCGGUUCUGCGCCGCAGACGCAGGCAAAAGCAGGCGGCUCUGGACAGCUCCGCGGUGAAGCCAGCCGUGGCCGUGGCCCAACCUUCAACGGCGCGGCGGUUCGUCCGACUGGCGGUCAUGGGGCUGACGGUGGCUUUAGGGGCAGCGGCUCUUGCCGUGGUCAACUCGGCUUUAGAGUGGGCCCCCAAGCUGGACCUGUUUCCCUGAACCGCCUUUCGCAUCCUCCUCCCGCACUGCAACUAAUGUGUGUCACAUAAAAAACCAAACCCCAUCAAGCUGGCACGCCUGCUUUCAAGCAGCUUGUUAACCAGUGAAGCCACAGUGUGCAGAGCCUCUAACUCUGUCUGGAGCACACGCCGCCGGACUCCCGCUCCGCGCUGAGCUGAGCUGGUUAGGCCCCAAGUGCUGGAAGGAAGACUUUACCUUCCUAUGAGGAAGAAAACGCUCAAAGGAUGAGCUGGCAUAGUUAUUUUUAAAGUUUAUUUAUACUUCAGAUCAGGAUAUAUGCUUGAGUCGUGCACACGCCUGAAGGGUUCACUACACUUGAAACUGCUGCCAAUUCAGAAUGUGUGUGUGCGUGCGUGAGUGUGUGUGUGUGUGUGUGUG
Molecule: messenger RNA, 2021 nt
Organism: Oryzias latipes (Japanese medaka)
Lineage: Eukaryota; Metazoa; Chordata; Actinopteri; Beloniformes; Adrianichthyidae
Gene: tbc1d20
Product: TBC1 domain family, member 20
Biological process (GO): positive regulation of GTPase activity; endoplasmic reticulum to Golgi vesicle-mediated transport
Cellular component (GO): endoplasmic reticulum membrane
Molecular function (GO): GTPase activator activity
Source: RefSeq, a predicted model, not a curated record